ACAAACGGCCGCCGCCCCCGUCGGUUUUCGCCUUCUUUCUUCUCUAGUUUCCUCUUCCUCUCCGGAAGAAAAGGGCGGCUUGCUGGCUAGCUGCCUGCCUGCCUGCCUGCCUGCCUGCCCAGCCAGCAGGUGACCGCGUGGUCGUCGCCUUCUCUCCCUCUGCCGACGCCGUCUUCGCCUCCGCUUCGGUUGCCUCUGCGGUCGUGAGGGCGGGAGGCUCCGGCUGGGGCCUCUGCCUUCUCUCAGAGGCCAAUUAUUCAUCAUGGAAUUUGGAUGCACUCUUUGACAAUUGCCGAUUGAGGAGCACAAUUGCGAGUACCUGCUUUUAGGAGUCUAAAUAUCUCGAAUUCAAAAGGAAGAACAUCAAUCUGACACCGGCACCAUCUCAGCUACCAAGAAGGCCUCGAUGUCCAAAGUUUUGGAAAGAAGUUCACUCGGUGUCACCACACCUACGAGUUCAGCUUCACCUCCAAAGUCAAAAAAGCAUGAAAAGACAGUACCGCAUUAUCUCAGAGCUUCUACAGGCUCAUGCCAUGAUCUAUGCAAGUACGGACACAAAAAUCCUUCGGAAGAGGUGCCUAGGUUUUCAGGAGGAAGAAGAAAGAAACUCCCUACUCAGCUGAAUAAUUUGACAUUGCACAGAUCAGCUAUCUUGGAUAGGUCCAAGGAUGUCAGGAAUAGGAGUCUUUCACUAGCCAAGUCGAGUAUAUCUCUGGGUGAAGCUGAACGGGUUGCACCCAAGAUAACAUCAGCAAAUCGGAAAGGUGUUACAUCCAAUGAGCAUUUGGUUCUGCAGACUGCCACAUCAUUUGAUCAUAAAAAAUUGAACUCAGAUGGCAGAAACAAGCAUUCAAUGGUUGCACAGAAGGCUCCAACAAAUCUACAGUAUUCAAAUGGAUUUCCAAAAUUUGAUCAAAAGGCAACAACGCCAGCCAAGGAGGCCACAUUUGGUGCGAAGUCGAGGUUUCCAGAGAAGACUUUGCCUGGGAAUUCCAGAAAUGUGGACAAAGUCACAACAGUUAAGCAAUCAUUGCUUAAGAGGCCAGCUUCAUCUCCUACUAAGCUCAACAUGAUUAAACAUGUGCCUGUUUCAUCUCAGGCUUCUAGUCAUCAUCUAUUUUCAAAAGAUAAAAGUACUCCGAAAGGAAAGGUUACAUCUCCACCAGCAACUAUUACUAGAGUGCGUGCAAAACCUGGACGAAGUCCUACAAGGUCAAGCAAUGCAAAUAUAAAUGGGAAGGAAGGCUUGGACAUGUCCAGAUCUGCUUCGGUUGAAAUACAAGAAGAUGAUGUUCAAGUUACAGGCUAUUAUGCCGAGUCAACACUAGCAGUACUGUCUUCAGAUGCCACAGAAUGCAUAGACAAUUCUCGACCAGCACCAGAAGAAACAAGUAAUUCCAUUUCAGAGGACGCUGGGAUGGGAAGCACAGAAAAGAGUGAAGUAUUAGCGGGCGAAACCCUCCAGGCCAGUGCCAUUGCUCUUGAGCUGCAGCAAUCAUUAGAUGGCCAGGAAUUCAAUGGUAUGCUAGGUGAAUCUGAUCCAGAACAUAAAUUAGCAGAGCAGAAUGUCGUUCAUGGUCGAGCUUCAGAGGAUAAAGACAGCCAAACAGAUGAUCCAGCUCUUUGCCAAUUAUCAGAACAAUUAACAGCUGUGGAAAAUACAGAUGUAUAUGACCCUGUAUUAACUGAAAGUAAUUCGAAAAUUGAAGAUGAUCAAGUUAAAGUCAAUGCGCCUGUGGAGUCUCUAAUCGCUGAAGGUAAGGAAGAAGUGGGAGUUCACAAAUUUUUUGAAAGAUCUCCAGAGCUAGUGGCACUUGAUGAAACACAUGCUGAGGAGCCUGAGUCUUGUUGUGAUUUUGCAUCUGGAAAUGCAGCAGAGAAUGACAAAGCUGAUGAAGUUUUUGACGGUAGGGUGAAUAACUGUACUUCUCACUGCCAAUCAAUUUCAGAAACUUCAUCAGAUGUUGGACUUGUGGAGGAACCUAAUUCCAUGCAAAUUGAACCAAGUGAUUCUGCUGUUCAUGAGUUAGCAAGUGUCAGUAAUAAAAAUACCUUUGAACAUGAUGGACCGAAAUCAAGGAUUUUUAUUCCACAAUCAUCAGAAGAACCGUCAGAUGAUGAAUUUUAUGAAGAAUAUGAUUUUGAGUUAAGUGAAUCAGAUGAAUCCUGUACAGAAGAUGAAGAGGCGACAAUCAAUGGAAGUAGGGAUGAAUCUUUAAAGGCUGGUUACCAAAGACCAAUAAGAAUCUCAGCACUUGAACUGGAUAAUGCUAGUAUCACACCUUACAAAUUGAAGUUUAAGAGGGGUAAAAUUGUUGAACUCCCACCAGACAGUUGUGGCCCAAGGAGACUGAAAUUUAGAAGAAAGGCUGCAAAUGAAGUUUCAGGUGGUGAAAGCCAACCGGUAAGAAAGAUUUACAGGAGGAACAACACCAAUAAUACUGUUCCUGCUAACCCAGAUGUGGAAUCUCCCGGUGUGAAAUUGCGACAUCAAGACACACAAGAGAAAAAAGAUGCACAAGGAUUGUUCAAUAACGUAAUCGAAGAAACUGCAAGCAAGCUAGUGGAGUCCAGGAAAAGCAAGGUAAAGGCUUUAGUUGGUGCUUUUGAAACGGUGAUCUCUCUCCAGGAUGGCAAACCCACAUCAUCCACACAACAAGCUAGUAAUUCGCAAGAUUCAGUUCAAGAUGACGAGGGAAAUGCACCUGAGGAAGCUGAAUAGAACAUGCAUGUAUUUCAAAGAUUUUCAAGUUUCCAUUCAUCGUUUGGACUCUUUUUCUUUUAAUGGCUACGGAAUUGGGCCUGAUGGUGAGGAUUUUGUAUAGCUUGUACAGUAGAUUUGUCCUGUAGAAUAACAUAACAAUGGCUGAAAAGGUUUACAGAGCAUAUAUAGUCAAUGUGUUCCAUGGAAAGAGUGCUCUGAAGUUUACUUCAUUGUAAAUCAAUUGAGACUGUAAAACCAAGUGUUCUUUUGUUUGGCUUGGAUUUCCUAAAUGCUAUAAUAGAAGAGUUGGUUUUGCUGUACCUA
Molecule: messenger RNA, 3028 nt
Organism: Phragmites australis (common reed)
Lineage: Eukaryota; Viridiplantae; Streptophyta; Magnoliopsida; Poales; Poaceae
Exons: 3
Coding region: 407-2722 (771 amino acids)
Molecular function (GO): calmodulin binding
Source: RefSeq, a predicted model, not a curated record